Messenger RNA from Lacerta agilis (Sand lizard), 2912 nucleotides. It is a transcript of the gene KCTD19, whose product is annotated as potassium channel tetramerization domain containing 19. The transcript has 16 exons. Gene Ontology annotation, biological process: protein homooligomerization. NCBI's taxonomy places the organism in Eukaryota, Metazoa, Chordata, Lepidosauria, Squamata, Lacertidae. The record is from RefSeq and is a predicted model, not a curated record. The coding region runs from base 67 to 2874 and encodes 935 amino acids.
GUUGAGCGGCCGCCGUCGCCCGGGCUUUGCUUUGCCCAGCUGGGCGCUCUGCCCCGUCCCCUCAGGAUGGUCCUCCGCCCCUCCCUCCGCCUGCCCAGCAACAUGGAAGAAUCAGAAAUAGUUCCUGAGGCUGAAUCGUCUGAGGAAGAACUGAUUCACCUGAAUGUCGGAGGCUGGUGCUUCUCAGUUCCCAAAAGCAAAAUCGCCCAGUUUCCAGACUCUCUGAUCUGGAAAGAGGUUUCGGCUUUGACUCAGAAUGAAAACGUGCGCCUGUUCAUUGACAGAGAUGGUUACACCUUCAGGCACGUCCACUAUUACCUGCACACCUCCAAGCUGUCCUUCUCCAGCUGUGCUGAACUGAAUUUGCUGUAUGAGCAGGCCAUGCUUUUGCAGCUGACCCCACUAUUGCAGACCUUAGACAAUUUGAAGGAAGGAAAACAUAAUUUACGUGUCCGUCCUGCGGAUAUACCAAUAGCUGAAAGAGCAUCUAUGAAUUACUGGAGAACACGAAAAUGUAUCAGCAAGCCUUCAGAAUUUCCUCUUAAAAGUCCAGCAUUUACUGGAUUACAUGAGAAAGUCCCCUUAGGACUAAUGGACACUCCAUUGCUAGAUACUGAAGAAGAAGUGCAUUACUGCUUUGUGCCACUAGACAUGGUUGAAAAAUAUCCUUCCUUGGUCAAUGAUGACAACUUGCUGUGGCUGUCUGACAAUGCUGUGCUGAUAGAAUGUGAAAGCAGCGAGUUUCGCUUCAUAGCUAAUUUUCUUCGCUCAGAGAAGAUGCUUUUGCCUGACAACUUCUCCAACAUGGAUGCUCUGGAGGCUGAGGCUGAGGCAUUGGGGAUCCCCGAAGUCAUAGAAGCAGUGAAGACCUACAGGAGGAACCCUGGAAUCUCCUCAGAGGGAACAGCUGACCUUCAAGGCGUUGUGAAAAGCACCAUGAAGAAGCCGCAAGCUGUUCAGGAAGCAGCAAGUCUCCCUUUGUUCCCAAUGGCGCUUGGUCUCCUGGUCAAAUAUCCUGACUCUGCUCUGGGGCAGCUUCACAUGGAGAGUACCCUGGAUGGGAACAAGCUCUAUAUAUCAGGGAAUGGAGUUCUCUUUCAACAUGUCAUGAAUUGGUUAGGCACUUGCAGACUCCCACUUAUACGGAAGAUGUCGGAGCUUCCUGAACUCUGUGCCUAUUUGGAUCAAAUGGAUAUCAUAUAUGAGCCAAUGAAGGAUGCCUUGAAAACUUUUCUAAAACAAAAGGCACCUUUAGAAACCAUGGAAAAAGGAUGGGCAGCAGGACUAACAGUCUUUUCACUCCAUCAUAUUGUCAAAGUGUAUGUAGGAAGUCACUGGUACGCAACUUACUUGCAAACAUUACUGAAGUUUCCAGAGCUGCUGUCAAAUAGCAAAAAAGUGUAUUGGAUUACUUAUGGUCAGGCUCUCCUCAUCCAUGGAGAUGGACAAAUUUUUCGACACAUCCUCAACUUCCUUAGAUUUGGCAAACUCUUCUUGCCUUCUGAAUUUAAAGAAUGGUCUCUGCUGUGCCAGGAAGUGGCCGCGUAUCAGAUCCCUUCUCUUGUGGAGGCUCUUCAUCAAUAUGACACAUACAGGUUAUGGGUGCAACAACAGGAAGCUCAAAGAGCAGCUUUUCCAUUUAGAAGUCUUGAGAUUGCAGUGCCAGAGAAAGAACAAGAACAAGAGUCUGGUGAAGAGCCUCAAAAUCACUCCUAUAUUGCUGUGGAUUUAGACCAAUGUGCCAAUAGCUGGAAUAUAUCUAGAAAUACACGAGACCUGGAAGAAAGAGACAGAGUGAAUGAAAAGUCCCCCCACAUUUCCCCAACCAAGGGAUCAAAGCGAAGAAAUAACUGGGAAGGAUAUAGCCAGUCCACAGAUGGGUGGGACAGUUCCUGCUGUUUCAGACAGCCUGAAAGGAAAAGAGGAGCAAAAGGCAAUUUAACCAAAAAAUCUGAAAACAGAGACACUCCCAUCCAGAAGCUCAUUUCCCUAGUCCAGGGAUGGGAUAUGGCAAACUAUCGGCGCAGUGAAGCCCAGCAGGUGGCAACAUCCAAUGGUGUCAAAGUGGCUGAAGAGCCCGAAAGGAGGGUGCCUUGCAAUUUCCCACCAGCCACUUGCUUUGGGGUCACCAGUCCUGAGCUCACAAGUAAUGGGGAGCUGCCGAAAGCUGGGCAGUGCCUGCUGGGCAUCCCGGCUUCUGAGGCGUGGCUUGUCAAGAUUGGAAGACAAAGCAUUUCUGAGGAGGUUUCUUCAGGGGCUGAAAAUGUUGCAGCCAAGGAGCUGAGUGGCCAGAAAGAGAGAGAGAAAGGGACAUUCCCUGAACAAAGCAGCAGUGCUAUCAUGGAUGAGCCCCAUGGGGACACUGGCUUGAUUCUUAAAGUGGAGCAUCCUCCGAUUGUGGCUUGUGAUGGUUCCUGCUCAUCUCAUGAAAGCAGUAUUCUCUACAGCACACACCUGGAGGACAUGAAAGUAGCCAGUGGCCUAGAACACCCCAUGGCCAAAGAUAUUGUCUUUCUGAGCUUUCCAUUGUCACAAGAGGAGAUUUUUUAUGCCCGAAAGUGCCACUGCUUUCUCACCGAUGUCAUCUUGGAUUCCAUAAGGCAGAAGGACCCCAAGAAAAUGACUGCCAAAGUCGAGCUGCUUGUGCAGAGGCUGUGGAACCUAGAAAUCACAGCUAAGGAGUUUGUGGCUGACUUGCUGAAUGUGGCACCCUUUAAAGCAGAUAGUCAUGCUUGUGAGAAGUUACUGAAAUGGAUUGAAUUUACUCUGCCAUUUGCGUGGAAGUACAGUUGCUGCAUUGACCUGCUGAUAAAAAAAGGUUACUUUCAAUCACUCUCUCAUUUUGUCAUAGGGAAGUAUUUACAGAAACCUUAAUAAAACUGAAAUCCUUUGUUUCCCUCCAUCCAGAUAAA